Messenger RNA from Peromyscus leucopus (white-footed mouse), 2877 nucleotides. RefSeq names its product cell cycle progression protein 1-like. Lineage: Eukaryota; Metazoa; Chordata; Mammalia; Rodentia; Cricetidae. The record is from RefSeq and is a predicted model, not a curated record. The transcript has 25 exons. The coding region runs from base 300 to 2603 and encodes 767 amino acids.
GAGCCAAGACUGUACAGCUGAGGUCAGAGGGAAAACAGACAGGAUGGUGUGGUUGUGGCAAGAGGCAGCGGAAGCCUAUUUUUGAGCGACUUCAACUGAAACGGAAUGCUCGAGUGUUUGUGAAUCCUGAAAGACAAGUGAAAAAUACAGGAGCUGCUGAAGAGAGAGUGCAUCUCCCAGGAGCCACAACUGCACAAUGGAGGCCAAAGAAAGAACAAACAGGGAGGUGUGGCGGUGACAAGAAGCAGUGGAAGCCCAUCUUUGAGCGAUUUCAACCCAAGUGGAGUGCUCAAGUGUCUAUGGAUCUUGAAGAAAGUGGAGAAAACACAGGUGGCGCUAAAGAGAAAGUGCAUCUCCCAGGAGCCACAACUGCACAAUGGAGGCCAAAGAAAGAACAAACAGGGAGGUGUGGCGGUGACAAGAAGCAGUGGAAGCCCAUCUUUGAGCUAUUUCAACCCAAGUGGAGUGCUCGAGUGUCUGUGGGUCCUGAAGAAAGUGGAGAAAACACAGGAGCUGCUGAAGAGAAAGAAUCCACUAUACUGUUAACACCAGAAGAACAAACAGGAUGCCAUGACAGCGUAAAGAAGAAGCCACAGUGGCAUAUCCUGGAGCGAUUUCAGCCAAAGCGGAGUGUUCGGGUAUGUAUGGAGACAGAACAAGGAGGAGACAACCUAGAUGCUGCUGCUCAGAUGACAUACUCUUCUGAUGAAUAUAUUGAAUUGAAGACUGCCAUUAAAAAGCAAGAUUCUAUACCAGCUGAGGAGCCAACAAUGAAGCAAGAAAUAUCAUUCAUGGCAGAGGCAGACUUAGAAGUGAAACCAAAGGAAAAGCAAAGAAGUCAUGACUAUGAAAAUAUUCAGUCAGUUAAUAUAUUUAAACAUCUUCAACCUAAGGGUAUUGACCAUUUAUCCGUGACCUCAGAUCAAAGAAGCAAAACUAUUAUAAGUGGAGAAAAGGAAGCAGAGCCAGAUUUAGAAGUGUCAUCAGGGGAUAACCAAAACAGAUGUUAUGGCAGUGAGAGCAAUCAGUCAUCGGUUGAAAAAUCAAAGACGCAUGCAAGGAAUGGAGGAGACGAAGCAAAACACCCCUAUGAAGCUGUUGUUUUUACUGCUACUGCUGCAUCUACUGCUGCUGCUGCGGCUGCUACUGCUGCUGCGGCUGCUGCAUCUACUGCUGCUUCUGCAGCAUCUACUGCUGCUGGCGCUGCUGUUGUUGCUGUUUCCAUUGUGGAUGAACUGGUUCUACAGAGAAGAUCUGGAGAAAUCAAUAACCAGAGAAUUCUUAUUAUGGAGAAUACAGAGCAUGAUGGGCCCCGAAAGAAAACAUCUAAGAAAAAACAUAAGGUAACAAAAGAAGUAAGAGCUAUGGUUGAAGUAACUCAGUCAUCUGAACCAGUCUCAGAGGAUGAUUCUGGAAGUUCAUUAAAAAUUCAGGGAUCACUUAAUUCAUACAAUGCAUUAGUAGAUCUUCAAAAAAUCAAUGAACUACUUAGGAAAAAAAAUGAAAAAAUGGAAAAUGAGAAUAAUGCUCUACAGAAGGAGAUAUCAGAAAUAAGAGAGGAGAAAUCAAAGUUAGAGGAUAAAAUAGUGGAACGGGAUGAAGAAUUACGGAACCUGAGGAAAGAACUCGAGGAGACAAGAAAUAUUCAUUGCUUUUAUAAGAAUAUUAAGAAACAUUUACGUGAAAAAGAAAAACGACUCAAUGAAAGAGCUGCAGUAUCACAGCUUGAGUCACAGCUGAGAAUGCGAGAUUUGGAACUGAAGAAGGCAAGGGGCACCGUGAAGGAGUUGCAAGAAGCACAGGAUCAAUAUAUAAAAGCUCUAAAAACUGCCCAGAAGAUGAAAGGUCACUUACAAAGGAUUGAACAGGAACAUUCUGAGUUAAAAGUUAAAGUAAAAGAGCAAGCUAGGCAAAUCAAAGAGCAUUGUGGAUGCCUGCAACACUCAUGUCUAAAAUCGGAGCAAAAUGAAAUAUUGGCAGGCGCUCAAGAAACUUCGGGGGAAUUAUGUGAGAACAGCAUUUCUCCAAUGAAUCAGACAGGAACCCGAAUCCAAAGUCUGAAGUCUGAACCCUCCCAAAUGAAAACUAUACAAGACUCAAAUAUGAGAGCCCUGAAAAGUUAUGAGCAACAGUGCAUAGAAGAAUUAAGGAUUAGCAAUGCAUUGUUAUAUGAACAAUACAAUCUUUACAGGAAUAAGAGUCUAGAUGAAUCCUGCACACAAGUUCGCAUCGUGGUAGAGCAGGACACAUCUCCUCUGAAGACAUCAGAAACCAGGUUUCCUCUUGAGAGCCCUUGUGUGGCAAGCACUUGCCCUCGCAGAAACGUCUUCCCAUGUGAAAACAUUGUUCUCCCAGGAAACCCAAGGUCUACUAAUGGCUGCCUGCGAGGCUGCCCAAUGAUGAUGGAAUAUGGGGGAAAAUCAAUUGCAGAACUUACCAAAUUAAAGCAAUCUUUAAAAUAUAAUUUGUAUCAGCAGAAGAAGAAAAAUGAUGAAAUCGAAAAGGAAAUUGUUAGAAUGAAGAAAUUCUUGAAAAUGGCAAAAAUUGGGCAUGAAAUUGGAGAAUGUAGUUCUCAUGGAAACUCAAGAACUGGUCAUUUUUGAGACAUGAGGAAUGUGUAGACUUUGUCACACCACUGGGUAGACAGAUACUCCAUUCCUCCACCAUGGAUACAGGACUCAAUGUGGCAGUCUUGAUGUGUUCUAGAGACAUCUCCUGGGACCACACCAUCUGCACUGAACAUCUAGCUAACUUCUCUAACCACAGCCUUGGAAACUUGGCCCCUGAUCCAGACACCAUCUACCAGCAAAGAUGACAAAGCACUGCCCUUAAUUAGAUUUUUAAUUAAACAGUGAAUUUUUAUUUAAAAAACUACCA